Molecule: messenger RNA, 2131 nt
Organism: Asterias rubens (European starfish)
Lineage: Eukaryota; Metazoa; Echinodermata; Asteroidea; Forcipulatida; Asteriidae
Exons: 8
Coding region: 432-1193 (253 amino acids)
Molecular function (GO): growth factor activity
Source: RefSeq, a predicted model, not a curated record
AGGCUAGGCGUAGCUGGCACGGAAGAGCGCUAUAUUUGUUAUGCUAAAUAGAAGCGAGUUGAUCAUAAUUUGUUUUAAUUUGUUUUCAUAAAUUUUUUAUUUAAUAGGAAAAUAUAACUGGUCAAACCUUGCUCUAUUUGGUCAAACCGCACACAAACCACCCACACAAAUCAUCAGCUCCAGAAAAGUAGAGCGGGCGCUAUUCUUAACAUAUCUGGGACUGGGACUCAGGGAGGGGCACGGAAGAAUGCUCCAUUUGUUAUGCUAAUAGAAGUGAGCUAGUUGAUCAUAAAUAGGAAAAUAUCAGGUCAAGGUCAAACCGUACACAAAAUUACUAACCACCCACACAAGUCAACGGCUCCAGAUAAAGGGUUGUUCUUCUUCCUAGUCUACUCAACCUCUUCACUUGAGCUAGAGAUUGGUAAGCAGUGAUGGCACAGCCUCCGCCUUACAAUGCACAGGGCAAACCACCCCAACAACCAGGCUACCCACCACAGCAAGCCGGCUACCCACCCCAACAACCAGGCUACCCACCCCCAGUUUAUGGCAAUCAGGCACCAGUGACCAAUGUUCAAGUUCAACACACAAAUGUUGUUGUUCAGCAAAACAGAACCAGCGGGUUGGAGAGAUCUUUGGGGAGUCUUUUCAAAUCUGCUGAAAAGGUUGUAAAUAAUGCCAGCAACACACUUGUUCGUGAAUCAGAUCGUUAUGCGAACUCCCCAACAUUGAAUUUAUUCAGUAAUGGUAACAUUUUGAGACUUCAAGCCAGAUCCAAUGGAGGAUAUCUGCAAAUCCUUCCUACUGGGGCAUUGGAUGCCAAAGGCUCUCCAAAUGACUUAGCAGCUCACUUUGUGGUAGUGAACAUUGGUUUCAACCAGAUCAUUCUCAAAAGUGCUAUAUAUCCUACAUGUCAUAUUGGCAACCAUGGCGGCCACAUUGUGGGAAAUGGUAACGGUGAUCACUCAUGUAAGUUUCGUCUGCAUGAAACCAUGCAAGGUUUCAUCACGUUUGAAUCCGUGAACCCUGUAGAUCAGCACAUUGGAGUAAAUGCAGAUGGGAGUAUGAAACCUGCUAACGUUGUACGCAAGGAUAUUUCAGCUAUGUUUGGCCCAAGCUUGGUGUCUUCGCCUUACCCUCAGCCAGUAAACGUACAGCAGGCAACAACGACUACUACAACCUACCAGAAAAAGUAAACUGGGAUUUAUUACAUCGUCCAAAAGGGACUAAACCUUACUUAUUGGAAGGUUGCUGUCAAUAAAGUAAGACUCACAAUGGGUGCGUUUGAUUAGCUUACAUGUGUAAGUAAAACUGACACCAGAUUGUUGGAUUAGCCAUCAUGUGAUGCUGGUGUCUGCCCCAGUCGGUGUAAGCCACCACAGACCCAGCUCGCGACCGGGUCUCUGGUGGAAGCCAGUUGAAAUGAUAUAGUUUCGGGGAUGAUAUAGUUGAAUUCGACGUCGUGUACAAAAACUACAAAUUAAUCCACAGAUGCAUCAUCCGUGAAACAAUUAUGGCAAAUAGAAAAGAACUGUACAUGUAUUUCCUGAAAAGCAAGCAUUCAGUAACUCAAAUUGUGUCAUAUACGCUCUAAUUCAGCAGAUGACGGAGUUGUAUGUGUACAAAGACACCCCUACACAACAACCUUUGACCUUAAUUUUGCUAGAGUGCCAUGCGAAACACCCCAGUGUCAAUCAGUCUCUUUUAUGGCUACCAAUGACUAUAAAUCCACAGUACACACAGAUAAGCUUCUCAAACGCACACUAUUAAAGUGAUUUCAACUUUGAAAUAUUUACUUGUCACUAUAAGACGUGGCAGUUCUCUUCAAUUAUUCAAGAACUUGCUGUAGACUCUUUUAUUAAAGUAGCAUAAGCAUAUAAUUAUAUUAUAGUUUUUAAGGUACGAGAUGUAUUGAUUUGUUCACUGUAUAAUUAUCUACCUUCGUAUGAUGUAUGUUUUUUGCCUGUGUUUUGCGUGCUUCGCGUUGGGAGUAGAGUCUUGUACACUAGAUAUAUUAUUAUGACACACCUAAAGUGUAUUUAACAAAGUAAAACUAUUUUUCAGUAAGACUACAUGAAUAUAGUUGUAGAGGAUGCACAUGCACACAGUAUUGUGUAGACGUAUUCUUACAAAA